This is a messenger RNA of Aspergillus tanneri, 831 nucleotides long. RefSeq lists its product as uncharacterized. The transcript is spliced from 2 exons. Bases 1 to 831 code for a protein of 276 amino acids. The record is from RefSeq and is a predicted model, not a curated record. Lineage: Eukaryota; Fungi; Ascomycota; Eurotiomycetes; Eurotiales; Aspergillaceae.
AUGGAAGAAUUUGUGAGACAUACCAAGGACCGCGAUGACAACAUGUCCGAAAAGGCACGACUGAUAGAUCAGCAUGAUGUGUUCAUAGACGCAAUGGGUGACAAAGCAAUUUUUGCUCCCGUCGACCUGACAAGGCCCGGUCUGCUCAUUCUUGACUCAGGAACAGCGGACGGUCGCUGGCCCUUGCAUAUACGUUCCAUGUCUCCUGUCCCACAUUCGUACGUCGGCACCGACAUCGACCAGUCGCUAUACCCCGAUCCCGCGCCAGAGGGUAUGCAAUUUCGAAACCAGUCGAUCUGUGAGCCAUUUCCCAGUGAAUGGCAAGGAUCCUUUGAUCUUGUACAUCAGCGCCUCGUUAUGGCUGCUGCACCCCCGGAGACUGUGCUCUCCGUUGUCGAGAGACUGGCCGGUCCUCUGAAGCCGGGAGGAUGGCUGCAGUUGGUUGAGGUGGACACCGACACGGUGGCUGAAAAUGGGCCUGAGCUGAAGAGAUUCCUCAGCUACGCCCAGCAGAUGUCUGCUGUCGGCGGCAUGGGGCCCAAUCUUGCAAAGGAGCUUGCUGCCACAAUGCGGAAGGCAGGACUACAGAAUGUGGCACAACAGUCGAUUGAUGUGAUGUAUGGAUUCCGUAACAAGGAUGAAGUCUUGAAGCAGAAGAGCAUCAACAGCCUCUGCAAUGCAGUUCCGCCUCUUAUGCAGGGUGUUCGGAUGAUGCUGCCCGACAAGUAUAGUCAUAAGGAAGCCAUGACUUUCCAGACAAGUCUGCGGAACGAGUUGGAGGAAUUUGGUGGUUGUACAAAGCUCUUAGUUGUCUGGGGUCAGAAGGUGUGA